Molecule: messenger RNA, 2123 nt
Organism: Cyprinus carpio (common carp)
Lineage: Eukaryota; Metazoa; Chordata; Actinopteri; Cypriniformes; Cyprinidae
Product: BAG family molecular chaperone regulator 2-like
Biological process (GO): protein stabilization
Molecular function (GO): protein-folding chaperone binding; adenyl-nucleotide exchange factor activity
Source: RefSeq, a predicted model, not a curated record
UAGAGCUCAACGUGUCAUCCACUUUACCGUCACACUGUUCGGUGACUUGAAAACUCUGUGCGAAUCGAUUCGACUGAAUCAUUCAAAGUGAACGAUUCACUAGCGAACCGAACAUCGCUAUAUUGCUCGGGUGGUCUGCUCCGGUUUGUGCUGUAGGUCACUGCACCCGUGAAAUCAUUCAUUAACGCGACUAAGCAGCAGCUAUAAUGGCACAAGCGAAAAUUAACGCCAAAAUGAACGACGCAUCAAAAGGCAAAUUCGCCAGAACGAUUUCAAUGGCGGACCGGUCCGGACAGUUACUGGAAAGUCUGGAUCAGAUUGAGACGAGGGUGGAGGCUCUUCGCGAGGAAGCCGCUGCUAUGGAGCAGGAGAGAGAGUGCUUGAUUGAGAUGAUCCAGUCCAUUCGAAACAGUCAAGAAAUGAGGAGCAUUUGUGACGGGGAAAGGGAAGAGCUCUCUCUGACCGCCUCGAGACUCCUGGACAGGACGUUAACGGUGAGCAUUUCUGUGGAUACGCUCCGAAGCGACCAGCAGGAAGAGGCCUUGAGAAAAGCCACCGCCAUCAUCGAUGAGAUCGCUGGUAAAGUGCUGGAGGACACGGAGGGGGCCAGAAAGCGUCUGCAGGCCCUUCACGCCGCGUGUGUGACCGACGCGCCUCCUGUGCCUCUGGAUCAGAAGUUUCAGAGCAUCGUGAUCAGCUGCGCCCUGGAGGACCAGAAGAAGAUCAAGAGGCGCCUCCAGAGCCUCAUCAGGAACAUGGACAAUGCAGAGAAAAACAUUCAAGUUAUGGAUAAACAGAAAGUUGAUCAUUCCAGUCUCGCCAAUGGCAAAUAGAGUCUGAGGGACUGACGAGCGCCACACGUGCCUUUGAUAGCCUACAGGACAACACACACACACACACACACCUAACAAACACACAGGUUGCAGGUUUUAUAACCACUGAUGCCAUCUUGGUCUUAUGCAUAUUUAUUUUACUUCUAUGUUUUCACUUAGAGAAAAAAGCUAAACUGAUAUACCUCUUUAAAUUAUAUCGACCACUGACAGUUUUUUUCAUGCAAGACGAGUUGCAUGAUAUUAAAUAAAUUGAAUGAAUGAAUAAUUACAUUUAAUCAUAUGCUGAUGUAUACUACUAUCACUAUUUAAAAAAAAAAAAAAAAAAAAAUAAAAUCACAGUUUUUUUUUUUUUUCCUCUAAUGUUUAUGAUUUAUUAACUAAUAUGAAGCAAUGCAAAAUCACUGUAAUUCUGUUGGGAUUGACUGACAUACUCGCUGGAAGCCCCAUGAAUAUGAUUUAACUGGCUUGUGAUUACUUUUAAAGCAGUGGCACAUGGUUUUCUCUCUUGCUCUGUGCAUUCGAAUGAGAACGUUUGGCUCUCAGCUUGCUGGGAAUUUCUCGUUCAGCCAUCAGGUGAGUCUUUACAGCGGAGCAACACAGGCCUCUGCAGUACAAUAAAAAAGUACAAUAAAAAGACUUUUUAUUUUUGUCCUUUUUUUGACAACCACCCAACAGACCGAAAGCAGAACAGAGCUAAGUAUCUCCGGUGGAGAUGUGUGGAGCACAGACAAGACACAUCAGUCACAGAAUGAUCCAGACCUUUAAUCAUACAGUCAAUAAACAAAACAACAACAAAAAUCACUUCAAUUACACUUCUGCCGACUACAAAAAUACACAGGUGCUGCUGGCAUAUUCUUAAUGUCUACUAGAAAGAAGAAAAAAAAAAGCAGUUCCUGUAUUAGAAAUAAUGAUAACUGUAUAUUUAAGAUAACCAAGCAAUAACAUGAUCAGGAAUUAUAUCAGAUAAAUAAAGUGCCUUUAGUUCAUUGUAGUGUCGCCAUCAUUUCACUGCAGCAAAUGAGAAAACCAGCAAUCAUCACAUCAAGCCAGUUAACAUGAAGCUGAUGAGCGCAGUAAACAUGAAGGCCGUUGUGGCAAAGUACCAGGAUUGCACAUUCAACCAUAAAUGCAAGGCAUGCGAUUCAUGAACAAAUAUAAUCAAUCAAGAACUAAGCCACAUGAAACAAGUGAACAGAGCAUAAAACCUGCUUAAACUCAUCAUUAUCCUCUUAAGACACUGUGUCAAAAUAGCAGGGAGGUUUGAACAAUUCUGUAACAUCAUAUAUUUUA